Ichthyophthirius multifiliis is the source of this 417-nucleotide messenger RNA. RefSeq lists its product as hypothetical. The record is from RefSeq and is a predicted model, not a curated record. The transcript has a single exon. Lineage: Eukaryota; Ciliophora; Oligohymenophorea; Hymenostomatida.
AUGUACUAAAUUUGCGAAUAGGUAGGACAGGUUAAAUCUUUAUCAGAAUUAUAAAGUUAAAUAGUGUAAUAAGUAGUUGUCUUAACUAAAAGUUGUGGAUUUUAAUCUGAUUAAGAUUUCGAUUUUAUGACAGCUUAAUUUGCUAGAAACUUUACACAUGCAGUAAAAAAUAUUGAUAUCUUUUAUAAUAGUAUUGAUUUUAAUAGCGAUAAUACAAUAUAUAAUAAUUUGUCUCCUAAAGAUUAAAAAAGCCAAGAUUUGCAAAAUGAUGAAUAGUUUGAAAAAAUUCUUAACAUGAUCAAUAAAAAAAAUAAAAAUAUAAGUGGUAUUCUAAGAGAUGAAAGUAAUGAUGAAGAAGCCCAAAAGUUUUAAUGUAUUUAAAUCGAUUAAAAAAAUAUUUAAAUUAAUGUUAACUGA